CGGAGACUUGAGGAAGUGAGAGGAAAUCCACAUCCGUUCCUCUUUCUCAUCAGUCAUCAGAUCGGUGGUGCCGGACUUGACCGAUGGCCUCGUCGGCGGCGGCGUUAGAAACGGCUCGCCGGCUGCUGGAGGAUGCCGCAGGCGAGACGCUUCCGACGGAGCAGGUGGACGCGCUGCCCUCCGGCUUCUACGACGCCUUCGUGCUCUGCGGCAUCCGCGUCCACGUCGUCGAGCCUGGCCGCCUCCUCUGCCACUUCACCGUCCCCUCCCGUCUCCUCAACUCGGGCAACUUCCUGCACGGUGGUGCAACUGCGUCCCUUGUUGACUUGGUGGGCUCUGCUGUCUUCUACACCACCGGUGCACAGACAAGGGGCUCACCACUAGAGAUGAAUAUCUCCUACCUGGAUGCUGCAUUUUCAGAUGAAGAGAUUGAUAUCGAGGCCAAGGUUCUGCGUGCUGGAAAGGCAGUAGGAGUGGCUACUGUCGAACUGAAGAAGAAAUCUGGCAAAAUCAUUGCUCAAGCUCGCUAUUCAAAGUAUCUUGGUGCAUCUAGUAAACUGUGAAGGUGUAAGCUGUAAGCCUGUAUUUUCCCUUGCUUACUUGGUGAUCUGUAUGUAAUAGAAUAAUGUCGUCUUGAAAUGGAAAAUAUGGAAAUUACUUCAGGAUCCACUAUCA
Molecule: messenger RNA, 675 nt
Organism: Brachypodium distachyon (stiff brome)
Lineage: Eukaryota; Viridiplantae; Streptophyta; Magnoliopsida; Poales; Poaceae
Product: acyl-coenzyme A thioesterase 13
Exons: 3
Coding region: 84-563 (159 amino acids)
Molecular function (GO): fatty acyl-CoA hydrolase activity
Source: RefSeq, a predicted model, not a curated record